Gasterosteus aculeatus aculeatus (three-spined stickleback) is the source of this 4629-nucleotide messenger RNA. RefSeq names its product MLX interacting protein (gene mlxip). Lineage: Eukaryota; Metazoa; Chordata; Actinopteri; Perciformes; Gasterosteidae. Gene Ontology annotation, biological process: regulation of transcription by RNA polymerase II. Gene Ontology annotation, cellular component: nucleus. The record is from RefSeq and is a predicted model, not a curated record. Gene Ontology annotation, molecular function: DNA-binding transcription factor activity, RNA polymerase II-specific; protein dimerization activity; RNA polymerase II cis-regulatory region sequence-specific DNA binding.
CUCCGGGCAGAAAACACUCCGCAAGCAGAUUUUUAUUUUUUUUGGUCAGCUGGUCGCUGCAACUCUCAGCUACGUCAACUAACGCUGUCUAACGAGUCAACAACAAGUUCACUUGGUCUAUUAAUGACCUACAACUCAAAAACAUGAGUGAACCGCGACCUCUACACGGCACGAAGUUGACAAACUUUAACCGAGAGGCCGCCACAACCACGUCUUCUCCGCGAGCCCGAUGAAAGCGAGAGUUUUUUUUUUUGUCCUAGCUCGCUGGCUAACAUUAGCUAUUUGUCCCCCGGUGAGUUGCCGACAUGGCUGCUAGAGAGACGUAUUCACGGCACGCAUACCGCCGCCCGCCGUCGAGGACAAAGACGGAGCAGGACGACGACUCGGACUCGGAGACCCACCUGCUGGGCCUGAAGCGGUUGGACGAGCUGGGCUCUCAGAUCAUCCACAGCGGACACUUCAUGGUGUCGUCGCCGCACAUCGAGCACCCGCCGAAGAAAGGCUACGACUUCGACACUGUCAACGAGCGGACCUGUCGCACCUAUCGGUUCGGCAACGCGAGGAUGUCCCAUCUCUCCAUAGAUGCUUCACUGACCAAGCUCUUUGAGUGCAUGACUCUCGCCUACAGUGGUAAUUUGGUGUCUCCCAAAUGGAAGAACUUCCGAGGUCUGAAACUCCUUUGGAGAGACAAGAUCCGCCUCAACAACGCUAUUUGGAGGGCCUGGUAUAUGCAGUAUGUGGAGAAAAGGGAGAAUCCGGUUUGUCACUUUGCAACUCCCCUGGAUGGAAGUAUGGACGUACAGCGUUCUGCAGAGGGCACCGCCAUGGACGGGGUAUGCUGGAAGAGACGAAUUGAAAUUGUCAUCAGAGAAUACCACAAGUGGAGAACAUACUUUAAAAAAAGGUUACAAAAGCACAAGGACGAUGACCUCUCAAGCUUGCUUAAGGGACCAGAGGAGCAGCUACUGCUGUUCGGGGAAGUCUCUCCAGACAUGCUGCGUUUCUCCUCCUAUCAGGAUGAAGAGACUGCCGUGCGCCGCCUCCCUCGUCGGCAUAAUGAAACCCCCGCCCCUAUGGAGAUGGACCCCCUCUUUGAUAUGGAUGUUCUGAUGUCCGAGUUUUCAGACACGUUGUUCUCCACGUUGGCCUCGCACCAGAACAUAGCCUGGCCGAAUCCACGGGAGAUUGCACAUGCAGGGAACGCAGACAUGAUCCAACCAGGACUCAUCCCUCUACAACCCAACCUGGACUUCAUGGACUCUUUUGAUCCACUGCAAGACUUAUUUCACAGCCUCCGUCAGCCCGCCUUCCCCUCUGUUUCACCCACUGCACCACCUGUCACCCUCCAACCCAGCAGCAGCUCACAGUCGCAGGCGCUGUUAAUGUCCUCCAUGCUCACAAGCAACAACAUCGUCCCGCCUGGCCGCCUGCCCCUCCCCUCUCCCAUGGCCAGUCCAGCAGACGGUGCUGCUGCUGCUGCGGCAGCAUAUGAACAAAACUACCUACCUCUGUUUCCAGGGCAUGUAGCACCCAGAGAUCAGGCAGCAAUCCCCUCCGUCCCUCAGCCGUUAUCCCAUGAUCCUCUGUCACAGUGUCAUCCAGGUCAGGACUUGGUGUCAGCAGCCCCCAUGGUUCCAUCGCCCUUGGACAACACCUCAGCUCUGGAUGAGGCUGUAGAACCAGCUGUGAUUACCCACAAGACCCCUGCUGUCAAACCCAGCGACGCGGCAUCCACCUUCAGCCAUGCCUCAGACUACGGCUCCAUAUCCACACAGCCUCCACCUCCUCCUCCUCAACUCCAGCCCUUGGCUCCAUUACCUGCCAUGCCUGUCCAACACCCGCAGACCUUUGCCCUGCCGCGGCCCUUUUAUCCAUCCAGUGCCAACAAAAACCGCCCUGUGCAAAGGAUUGCCCCCGCUAACACCCUCCCCUCCUCUAUCCUCAUCCGCACAGCGGCCCCUUUCCCAGGUCACGCCAAUGCUGUAAUCGUUACACCAUCGCCUCUAAAAUCAGAUGUGGUCCAUAAUACUGGAGUGGUCAUCGCUCCCUCUCAACUUGGAGGGACUCCUGGAUUUCACGUCUUACCUCGGACACAGAAGUCCCCUCAGCCGAUUGUCCCCAAAGAGAAAUCUUCCAGCCGCAGAAGUCAGAAAGCGUCCUCUGUUGUCGGUCACAGUCAGGCGGCAUCGGGUCAAGGAUCACCACUUGGGUUAGAUCAAGUUUCUAGUCCCCAGUCACUGAACAGCAGAACCGCUACACCUUUGGUAAAGAAUGAACAAAAUCAGAGCCGGAGGACAACAUACAUAUCCGCUGAGCAAAAGAGGAGAUCAAACAUAAACAUUGGCUUUAAAACACUCUGCAACCUGGUUCCCACCUUAAAGUCACAAUCAAAUAUGAGUAAUGCCGUCACAUUGCAGAAGACUGUGGAUCACAUUUGGAAGCUCCAACAGGAGAGGCAGCAAAUGCUGGAGGAGGUCAAGAUGCUACGAGAGGAGAUCGAGGAGAUCAACACCGCCAUCGGCUCGUUCCAGGAACAGUUGCCUGCAACAGGAGUCCCCGUGAGGCGGAAUCGCUUCGACCACAUGCAGGAGAAGUUCGAUGAAUAUGUAAAGAAUCGCACUCUUCAGAACUGGAAGUUCUGGAUUUUCAGCAUCAUCAUCAAGCCUCUCUUUGAGUCUUUCAAUGGGAUGGUGUCGACCACAAGCAGGGCAGAGCUCUGUCAGACCACGUUGCAGUGGCUCGAUCGUCACUGUUCUCUUCCAGUGCUCAGACCCAUGGUGCUGAGGACCCUCCGUCAGCUGAGCACAACCACGUCCAUACUCAGUAAUCCGUCCCUGCUGCCCGACGAAGCCACGCAGGCCGUCACACAAACCGAUGGGUGGCCUUGCUCUCAGAGGUGAUGAGUUGAGCCAAAAGCCACCUGAACCGUGUCACAGAAAUCAUCAUGACUCAUUACUAAUUUACCAUAUAGACAUUCAGCAAGGUCCACAUGUCUUCCACAGAUACACAAAAAUACAAUGAUAAAUAUAAGCAAUUGUAGCUUUUAUGAGAUUUUCUUUAAAUGGCAGCAGCUAGUACUACCAUCACAAGCUUUAAGUGAAAAGGUUAAAGGUUAUUGGAAGGUGGUGCUGGUUGUUUGCCUUUUGAACAAUGUAUUUAAAUUUGAAUCCGUUUUCAAAUAUAUAUUUUAUUUCAAAAAAUAUAAAAACACAACGUUGUUUUGAAAAGGGAAGUAUGUUUUUGCGUGAUUGUUCAUUUUAUUUACUCAAUUGUAGAAAGUGAAUGGAUAGCAUCAUUUUUUCUUGUAAAAAAAGAGCAUGACUUGAAUGUGGGAUUCUUUCAGAACUAGUUGGCUGCAUAGUUUGGGCGUUUUGGGGAGAAAGGUUUCAUAAUGUCGAGGUUCGUCUGAAACACAGUCACUCGUGGGCUGCUCUGUGAUUGAUUAUCACAAGAAAGCUGAGAUCAAAUUUUUUCAAUUUACUCAGGUAAAUGUUUUUUUAGACAGUUGACAGGAGUGGUUCCCUGACAGGUUCCCAGUCGUGCUGAACUCCUUCUUACUCCUUUGCUUGCUCUUCCAGUGAGUGCAACUGUAAAUUGUACCGGAAAGCAAUCGUCUUAAAAAUGACAUGUUACAUACAUGGGUCACAACAAUGGAGAGAUGUUAUUUACAGCCCUCAUAGGGAGUGAAAUGGAGAUCUUCAGUCCGGGUUCUUGGAUAAUGCACAGCAGUUGUAGGCGUCUUCCUGUUGCACGACGGUCACUCAGGGAUGCGCUGGUCAGUGGCAUUUUUUUACAGUUCAGCCAUGAACAAAUCGCGUCGGGAUCCAUUACAGCAGGAGAACAUGUCUUUGUAAGGGUACAGCCUGUUGUUUUCUACCUUCCUAAUUACACUUAUUGAAAAGGUGUGUUAAUGGCGGACAGGAGAAAACAAUGAGUAUGUCAUGUGGAAAGGUACAGCACAGAGAAACCGAGCAAAAGGCCGUAGAAGGGAGUCGACUACCCGUCCGUUGUUUCGCGUUACUGAAAUCAUAUUUGUCAGAGUACCUAUUAUCUGCUUGAGAACUAUCAGCAUGUCUGUCGUACAGCUUUAAAGUCAAAGUGCUCUUACUCUGUAUCUCUGCAGGCUAAUUAGUUUUUCUCUCUCAGCAUUGAUUGAACACUGAUUUUGUGACUUGAUUUCUAAACUCAGUUUACAAUGUACAAAUGGCACCACAUUUCUUAUCGUUGAAUGAUUUACAUGUUGAUGUAGACUACUCAAUUCACAGUGCACCUGAAAAGCAUUCAUCAAAAUUCAACACAUUACAGUGACGAUUAAAUAGGCCCUAUGACCUUAUGACCCAAUGUUGCACCGUAGCUUGUCAUUUAUGUGGUCAUUUUAUGUGUUUAUUUCCUUCUCAUCCUUGGAUUUCAAAAUGUUUGUAAUUACAGGUGAGAGUGGGUUUGCACCUGAUGAUAAUGUACAGUAAAUCAUCGCAGAUUGGAUCUGCCCAUUAUUUGUUUUAAGAUGUAAAGAUAUUUUCUUUGUUUUGCAUCUGAGUGUUUUUUUGUUUAACUUCCAAAGUUCAUGCAGCGAGUUUUAAGAUGCCUUAAAUGAUUUGGACUCGCAAUAAAAAUGAACAAAAAUAAAAA